Haemonchus placei is the source of this 738-nucleotide messenger RNA. NCBI's taxonomy places the organism in Eukaryota, Metazoa, Nematoda, Chromadorea, Rhabditida, Trichostrongylidae. The record is from the annotation of a GenBank genome assembly.
AUGAAUGUUCCGGCAGCAUUCCCAAUGCCCCAAGCCUCAAAUUAUCAGAGCGACCCUGAAAAGAUGACUGCUGCAAUCUCCUAUCUGGAAAUCAAAGUCAUGGACGCUAAAAAGACCAUAGAAGAGCUAUUGUACAUGCUUGAUAUGCAGGAGAAGGUUCCAUGGCCAGACAUGUUAGACAAGUUCUCAUCACUGGCUGCAGCUAUGUCUCAACUUCAGGGAGCUCUCAAAAAGAGCGCUAUACAAUCAGGUCAUGAAGAUCAUGGAGCACUUCUAAGAAGUCAUGUGCUAGUACCGCAGCGUUUGCAACUCGAACCGGAUCCGCAGUUGCAGACGCUGACAUCGUAUCGCAUACAUUCGUGGAAUCAUGAUGUGGUGCCUGAUUAUUUGCGUACAAAACUGAAUCCAGAAAUGGAAUCGGAGGAAAUGAUGUUAGAGCAAGACAGAAAUCAGAAAGGGCAGGACGUUAUAAGUAAACAAAUCACUCAUCUUAACAAGUACGUUGAUCUUCUACUGCAAAGCCUACAUUCAUCGGAUCGCGCUCAUAAUGAAAGCUUGGCAGAAAAGGUGAGUUUUAUUAAUCUAAUUUUCCUUUUCAUUCGAUUUUUUAAUGUUUUUUUUUNUUUUUUUUUCAAUUUUUUCUUCCUGCUUCACCAUGCCAUUCGCGCCGUGCCACGAAUGUUAAUCUCGAUUUCACCAUUAUCAUCAUCAUUGUAUGUCUUAAUAUGUAUAACUUAG